UGCUUAACCUCAAAUAUCGCAUCUGUCAACCGCGUUCUUGCCCGGCGUGUUUAAUAAUACAAACCGCGUGUUCGGGACGGAUCGAUUCCGAAUCUGGACCAAGUUGCGCUUACUGUAGGAAUUGUAAAUCUUGCUUAAAGUGAAAAUGGAAGUUGAUAUUCCAUCGUCGCCUAUCAAAAAAGAAAAGAAGAAAAAGAAAAUCAAGCAGGAACCGGACGCGGAGAUUGAAAAUUUGGGUGAGCUUCAGAAAUCUGGCGAUUUUCAGCUGAAACCGUCCUCCACCAUCGCUGCACUGGACACGUCCAAAUGGCCGCUGCUGUUGAAAAACUUCGACCGGCUGAACGUGCGCACCAACCAUUACACGCCACUGCCGUUCGGAUCGUCCCCGCUGAACCGCAAGAUAAAUGAUUAUGUGGCGGGUGGGUUCAUUAACCUGGACAAACCUUCCAAUCCGAGCUCGCACGAAGUGGUGGCCUGGAUCAAGCGGAUACUGAAGGUAAACAAAACCGGGCACUCGGGCACGCUGGAUCCGAAGGUCACGGGUUGCCUGAUCGUGUGCAUCAACCGUGCCACGCGCUUGGUAAAGAGCCAGCAGAGCGCCGGCAAGGAGUAUGUGGCCGUUUUUAAGCUGCACUCCGCGGUGGAGAAGAUUGCCAAAGUUACGCAGGGAUUGGAGAAGCUGCGCGGUGCCCUGUUCCAGCGACCUCCGCUCAUCUCCGCCGUCAAGCGACAGUUGCGCGUGCGAACCGUGUACGAUUCGAAACUGCUGGAUUACAACGACCAGCGCAACAUCGGCGUGUUUUGGGUAAGUUGUGAGGCCGGUUCCUACAUUCGUACGAUGUGCGUCCACCUGGGGCUCGUGCUCGGAGUCGGCGGACAGAUGCUGGAGCUUCGCCGAGUUCGAUCCGGCAUUCAGUCGGAAAAGGACGGUAUGGUGACGAUGCACGAUGUGCUGGACGCACAGUACCUGUACGAAAAUCACAAGGACGAGUCCAUGUUGCGCCGGGUGAUUAAGCCACUGGAGGGUUUGCUCGUGGGCCACAAGCGCAUCAUCAUGAAAGAUAGCUCGGUGAAUGCGGUGUGCUACGGGGCGAAGAUUCUGCUGCCCGGCGUGCUCCGGUACGAGGAUGGCAUCGAGAUCGAUCAAGAGAUCGUGAUCAUGACUACCAAGGGUGAGGCAAUCGCACUGGGAAUCGCUCUCAUGACGACGGCCACCAUGGCUGGAUGCGAUCAUGGAGUCGUUGCGAAAAUUAAACGCGUCAUCAUGGAGCGCGACACAUACCCACGCAAAUGGGGCCUCGGUCCGAAGGCUUCGAUGAAAAAGCAGUUGAUAGCCUCGGGCAAGCUGGACAAGUACGGCAAGCCCAACGAAAAUACACCGAAAGAUUGGCUCAACAGCUACACCGACUUCAACCGGGCUGCGCCACAAUCGAAUGGCAAUGGAGCAGCAGUGGAGGCCAGUGGCGAUGAUUUUGCUGGUGGCAAGCGUAAGCUGAGCAUUGGCGAUACCACCACCGCCGACGAUUCGAUGGCAACGGCGGGCGAAGGAGAAAAGAAGAAGAAAAAGAAAAAGCAAAAGAAGGACGCUGAAGAAGCGCCGGAAGGAGGGGACGAAGGAGAGGAACAGCCAAUGGACCAAACGGUAGAUGGAGACGAAGAGCCGAAGAAGGAUAAAAAGAAGAAGAAAAAGAAGGACAAAAAUGACUCUGUCCUAGAAGCGGCCGCCGAAUAGAGGAGGUCGUCGAAGAAGGGCAGGCAUAAAUCGUUUUGAUACGGCCUUUUUUUUUCUAUUGGAAUUGAUUGAUGAUUGUUUUUAUGCAAAAGCAACGAUUUGUUGUGUGACUUUGAACUUUGAAACAUUUGGUUCAAUUUCCUAUCAUUUACGAAAUGAGCGAAGACUUUGGUUGAGAUAAUCAUCCAAAAGGGCUAUCGUUCUGGAGCUCCAUGAUGGACCGGGUUUGUUUAUGGACUUUCUCAGCAGUAAGUACCAUUUCUGGUAUUAAUCUGGAAGCAGGAAGCAGGGCAAUUAUGCGCGAAGAGCAUAAUCGAGCUUUAUUCCCAAUAUGCAGAUAGAAGACGGGAAGGAGAAGGCGCAUAUAUUCCUCCUAGCAGCAGAAUAUGUGUACAUUUGUUUAUAGAAUUCUUUCAUAUAGAUGCAACAGCAUGUGAAACAAGAAUUAGAACUUUAAACUUAAGGAAUAAAAAGAUGAAAUUAAGUAA
Messenger RNA from Anopheles stephensi (Asian malaria mosquito), 2220 nucleotides. RefSeq names its product H/ACA ribonucleoprotein complex subunit 4 (gene Nop60B). The coding region runs from base 146 to 1732 and encodes 528 amino acids. Gene Ontology annotation, biological process: rRNA pseudouridine synthesis; snRNA pseudouridine synthesis; mRNA pseudouridine synthesis. The record is from RefSeq and is a predicted model, not a curated record. Gene Ontology annotation, molecular function: pseudouridine synthase activity; RNA binding. Gene Ontology annotation, cellular component: box H/ACA snoRNP complex. Lineage: Eukaryota; Metazoa; Arthropoda; Insecta; Diptera; Culicidae. The transcript has 2 exons.